GCUCCAAGCUUCCUUCCAAAACAGUGGCACGCAGGACAACCCCGCGUACUCAAAUACACUCGUUCAAUAAUCUCUCCACUCGCAACCUUCGUGAAAUUGUCCCAUAUGCCCCCUAACAAUACCCACAAUGCGACUGCCGACCUCAAACAGGAGACCUCAGUCGCCCGCUUAGACCUCCGCGAUGCAACCCCAAAAGAUCCUACAGCACCCCAAGAACCACAAACAACUCAGGAAUCACAAGCGGCCAAAGAAUCUUAUGCCGACUACAUCAAGAAUCUGCCACCGCCAUUCUGGGCGACCAAGACACCACAGACGAGAGCAGCGAGCGACGAGACAAGAGCAGCGAGCGACGAGGCGAUCGCGGCCAGAAUCAACGCUGUAUGUGCGCCAGUGACAGCCGAGCAGCGCGAAGAAGAUGAGCGUCUAAAAGCUAUGUCCUGGCUCGAGCGGUGGCGUGACCGCAAGGCGAGACAAAAGGCUAAAGAGAAGAAUAAAGACCCCGAUUUAAGACCUGUAGAAAGGGGGAGCCGAGCACAGCUGAAUGUCUUUGGUGUUAAUAUUAGGGAGAAGCAGGGGAAGCGGUAACGUGUCUACACAAGAAAUGUGCUGUAAAUUACAUAGGACAUUACACAACUACAGAAGAAAACAA
Messenger RNA from Lindgomyces ingoldianus, 649 nucleotides. RefSeq lists its product as uncharacterized. The record is from RefSeq and is a predicted model, not a curated record. The transcript has a single exon. The coding region runs from base 106 to 585 and encodes 159 amino acids. NCBI's taxonomy places the organism in Eukaryota, Fungi, Ascomycota, Dothideomycetes, Pleosporales, Lindgomycetaceae.